AUGAGGCCCUUACAGUUUUUGCGCAGGGGUUUCCUUGCUAUGCUUCCAUCCAAGAGGUCAGCGGGCGCCGACGGCGGCGAGUCCAAAAGGGCUAAGCUGGGGGAAUCGCCAUCCGCCGCCGCCGCCGGCGUGGGGACGGCCAGUAACGGCACCCGUAAUGGGGCGGCGCCGGAGAUCGACGAGGACCUGCACAGCAGACAGCUCGCCGUGUACGGCAGGGAGACAAUGCGCCGCCUCUUCGCCGCCGAUGUCCUCGUCUCUGGCCUCAAUGGCCUUGGCGCUGAGAUUGCAAAAAAUCUUGCUCUUGCUGGAGUCAAAUCUAUCACCAUACAUGAUGUCAAAAUGGUGGGAAUGUGGGACUUGUCUGGCAAUUUCUUCUUAUCAGAGCAAGACGUCGGAAAGAACAGGGCUGUAGCUUGUGUGUCAAAGCUGCAAGAGCUGAAUAACGCUGUUCUGGUCUCUGCUCUAACAGAGGAAUUGACUACAGAGCACUUGUCUAAGUUCCAGGCUGUUGUUUUCACUGAUAUAAGUUUGGAGAAGGCUUAUGAAUUUGAUGACUAUUGUCACAGCCACCAGCCCCCAAUCUCUUUUAUCAAAGCUGAAGUCUGUGGCCUUUUCGGUAGUGUCUUCUGUGAUUUUGGACAUGAGUUUACUGUCCUUGAUGUUGAUGGUGAAGAUCCACAUACUGGUAUAAUUGCAUCCAUCACUAAUGACAGUCCUGCAAUGGUAUCCUGUGUCGAUGAUGAGAGGCUUGAGUUUCAGGAUGGUGAUCUUGUUGUUUUCUCUGAGGUCCAAGGCAUGGCAGAAUUGAAUGAUGGAAAACCAAGGAAGGUAAAAAAUGCUAGGCCGUUUUCAUUUAGCAUUGAGGAGGACACAAGUAGCUAUGGUGUUUAUACAAAAGGUGGUAUCGUUACACAAGUGAAGGAACCAAAGGUUCUACGUUUCAAGGCACUAAGAGAUGCAAUGAGAGAUCCUGGCGAUUUCCUUCUGAGCGACUUUUCAAAGUUUGAACGCUCACCUGUGCUUCAUCUAGCCUUUCAAGCUCUGGAUAAAUUUAAGAAGGAACAUGGGCGCUAUCCUACCGCUGGCUGUGAGCAGGAUGCUCAAACUUUCCUGAAGUUUGCUGCUGAUAUUAGUGAAGCAUCUGUUAGUCCUAAGCUGGAAAACAUUGAUGAAAAGUUGCUCCGUCAUUUUGCAAGUGGUUCUCGAGCUGUUUUGAACCCAAUGGCUGCAAUGUUUGGUGGUAUUGUUGGUCAAGAAGUUGUGAAGGCAUGUUCAGGGAAAUUCCAUCCGCUUUACCAGUUCUUCUACUUUGAUUCUGUUGAAUCUCUCCCUACAUAUCAGUUGGAUCCCCAAGAUUUGAAGCCUUCAAAUAGCCGCUAUGAUGCUCAGAUUUCUGUAUUUGGUUCCAAGCUUCAGAAGAAGAUGCUAGAUGCAAAUAUUUUCAUUGUGGGUUCUGGCGCUCUUGGAUGUGAGUUCUUGAAGAACCUUGCCUUAAUGGGUGUCUCUUGCAGCUCAAAGGGAAAGCUAACUAUAACAGAUGACGAUGUCAUUGAGAAAAGCAAUCUGAGUCGCCAAUUUCUGUUCCGUGACUGGAACAUUGGGCAAGCAAAGUCUACUGUAGCUGCAGCCGCCGCCAUUGCCAUCAACCCCAGCCUCCAAAUUGACGCUCUUCAGAACCGUGCCUCUCCUGAUACCGAAAAUGUGUUCCAUGACACAUUCUGGGAUGGACUGGAUAUUGUCAUCAAUGCCCUUGAUAAUGUUAAUGCUAGGAUGUAUAUGGACAUGAGGUGCCUGUACUUCCAGAAGCCACUACUGGAGUCAGGGACAUUGGGCGCAAAGUGCAAUACGCAAAUGGUCAUUCCUCACCUUACUGAAAAUUAUGGAGCUUCAAGAGACCCACCUGAGAAGCAGGCACCCAUGUGCACAGUCCAUUCUUUUCCACACAAUAUUGAUCAUUGCUUGACAUGGGCCCGUUCAGAGUUCGAGGGUUUGCUAGAGAAAACACCAAAUGAAGUAAAUUCUUUUCUGUCUAAUCCUGCUCAAUAUGCUGCUGCCAUGAGGAAGGCAGGUGAUGCCCAAGCAAGGGAAUUACUUGAACGCGUCUCUGAAUGUCUUGACAAGGAGCGAUGCAAUACAUUUGAGGACUGCAUAACUUGGGCCCGAUUGAGAUUUGAGGAUUAUUUCUCAAACCGCGUGAAGCAGCUUACAUUCACUUUUCCUGAAGACGCUGCUACUAGCACAGGCACUCCUUUCUGGUCCGCCCCAAAGCGCUUUCCCCGCCCUCUGCAAUUUUCAGCCACUGAUUCAUCUCACAUCAACUUCAUCAUGGCUGCUUCAAUACUGAGAGCAGAGUCAUUUGGGAUUGCUAUACCUGACUGGGCAAAGAACACGAGUAAGCUGGCUGAUGCGGUCAAUAAGGUUGCUGUUCCUAAAUUUGAGCCAAAGAAAGGGGUGAAUAUUGUGACAGAUGAGAAGUCUACUAACCUUUCUAGUGCCUCAGUUGAUGAUGUUGCUGUUAUUAAUGAUCUUUUGACCAAGUUGGAAGAAUAUGCCAAGGGCUUGCCUCCAGGAUUCCAAAUGAAACCUAUCCAAUUUGAGAAGGAUGAUGACACUAAUUUUCACAUGGAUUUAAUAGCUGGGCUUGCAAAUAUGCGCGCAAGGAACUACAGCAUUCCUGAGGUUGACAAGUUGAAGGCUAAGUUCAUCGCUGGAAGGAUCAUCCCGGCCAUCGCAACUUCAACAGCCAUGGCCACAGGUCUCGUGUGCCUGGAGCUAUACAAGGUCAUUGCUGGGGAGCACCCCAUCGAGGACUACCGCAACACAUUUGCCAACCUAGCUCUACCGCUGUUCUCCAUGGCCGAACCAGUUCCGGCAAAGGUUAUGAAGCAUCAAGAUCUGAGCUGGACCGUAUGGGACCGCUGGACUAUCAAGGGCAACUUGACUAUCGCUGAACUCCUGCAGUGGUUCAGUGACAAGGGCCUCAGCGCUUACAGCAUGUCCUGCGGCACUUCUCUGCUGUACAACAGCAUGUUCCCGAGGCACAAGGAGAGGCUGCAGAAGAAGGCUGUUGAUGUCGCCAGGGAGGUGGCAAAGGUGGAGGUUCCUGAAUACCGGAAGCACAUAGAUGUCGUGGUAGCAUGCGAGGAUGAUGAUGGGAAUGACAUUGACAUUCCUCUCGUCUCAGUUUACUUCCGCUAG
Messenger RNA from Miscanthus lutarioriparius, 3201 nucleotides. The record is from the annotation of a GenBank genome assembly. NCBI's taxonomy places the organism in Eukaryota, Viridiplantae, Streptophyta, Magnoliopsida, Poales, Poaceae.